Messenger RNA from Aspergillus sclerotioniger CBS 115572, 866 nucleotides. RefSeq lists its product as uncharacterized. The coding region runs from base 1 to 780 and encodes 259 amino acids. The transcript is spliced from 4 exons. NCBI's taxonomy places the organism in Eukaryota, Fungi, Ascomycota, Eurotiomycetes, Eurotiales, Aspergillaceae. The record is from RefSeq and is a predicted model, not a curated record.
AUGGCGAACCUUCUCUCCUUGCCUGCAGAGAUCCUUCUCCUCAUACCUUCGUAUAUUCACUCGGUUGGAGAUGCGAAUGGCCUGCUAAAUCUUUGCCUCACCUCAAGAACGCUUCGCACAUUUACCCAGCCGUUAAUAUUCCGUGACUAUGAUAGAACAGACGAUUACAUUCACUCGAAUCAAAAUCACAAAGAAGGCCGCAUAGGUCCCCUUCUCUGCUUCACACAAACUCAUCUUCCCGUGACAGACAAAGUGAAGUUCCUAUCGGGGAUUAUGGCGGCCAAAGCAAAUCCGUUGCUUGUGCUCCUUAUCUCUCAGGCGCCCAAUCUAGAAGAGCUCGACCUUAUGACUUCAGAUGAAGCAACGUUGAGCAAGAUUGUCAAUUCAUGCAAGCGCCUCGAGGGUUUUGUGUAUAUCGCGUCCCCGUGUAAUUCUCAUCAGUAUAUUUCGGUCCUAGAGCCUCACAAGAGCAGUCUCGGAGCGAUAUCUAUCGAUCUGCAUCGUGCAGACCGUUCCGUAUGUCAUUGGGAUGAAUGUCCUCAAUACGACUCCUUUGUGUCCUUCACAAACCUUUACCGUCUUAAACUAGAGCAGGGCUCGAUUCAGGAUUUGACAGCCCUUCCAGCCUCUCUGGAAGUUCUUGGGUUCCAUCUAUGCGACUAUCCAGUGUUCGAUAUGCUGGAUACUUUGAUAGAAAUGAGCCAAACUAGCCUGCAGUCCCUAUACCUAGACAAUCUGGAUGCAAGAUGCUUCUCAGUAGGAAUUCUCGGGUUGACUUGAACGAACCCUCAUACAUGGCAGAGCUCCGCAAGACAUGUCAACGUCUGGAAAAUAUCGCCUGAAAAGCGGAUUUCGAAAUUCAGAUU